Molecule: messenger RNA, 2088 nt
Organism: Corythoichthys intestinalis (scribbled pipefish)
Lineage: Eukaryota; Metazoa; Chordata; Actinopteri; Syngnathiformes; Syngnathidae
Gene: proca
Product: protein C (inactivator of coagulation factors Va and VIIIa), a
Exons: 9
Coding region: 193-1524 (443 amino acids)
Biological process (GO): blood coagulation; proteolysis
Cellular component (GO): extracellular region
Molecular function (GO): serine-type endopeptidase activity; calcium ion binding
Source: RefSeq, a predicted model, not a curated record
UUGACCGGGCGGCAGACUGUGGACUCUCAGUAAACAUCGCUAGUCACUCAUUGACACGCCACAAACAUAGAGACAUCGAAAGACAUCAAAAGCGCAUCAAAACGCCAUUGAAAAUCAAGCAAAACACCAUCGACACUAGCAAGUUUUCUCACUUGAGCCACGUAACGUCAUCCAGCCGUCACCCGGUAGGCCAUGUUUGUUGUUCGAGCACUCCACCCGAGCGUCUGCGCCUGCUUGACGCUGGCCCUAUGGGCGGCGUCCUCGCUCAGCCUAUCAGUGUUUUCGGAUGCGCCCCGGGCGCACAUGCUGUUGCGCUCGCGGCGCGAGAACACCUUCCUGGAGGAACUAAAACCGCCAUCUUUGGAACGUGAGUGCAACGAAGAGACAUGCAACUUUGAGGAGGCCAGGGAGAUCUUCAAGGUUCGAGAGGCCACGCUGGAAUUCUGGACAGUGUACCGAGACGGGAACCAGUGCAUAUCCAACCAGUGUGUCCAUGGGCGCUGCGUGGACAUUCUGCAAGAUUACGUGUGCAGCUGUAACCCCGGAUACGAGGGCAAGUACUGCGAAUACGUUCAAACAGCGACCAACUGCAGUGAGAACAAUGGAGACUGCGACCACGAAUGCACGGAGAGCGAGGACGGCCUGAGGCGGACGUGCAGCUGCGUCCCCGGCUACAAACUGCAAAACGACGGCAGGAGUUGCCUGGCCAAAGGACUGUCGUCUUGCGGGCAGUUGCUGAUCGGACGCUCAUCCUACACGAGGCGCCUAGAGGGUCUGACGCCGUGGAUGGUGGGUGGGGAGGUGGGCAAGAAGGGCGAGAGUCCUUGGCAGGUCCUGCUGCAGAACGCUAAAGGCCGUUUCCAUUGUGGCGGCGUGUUAAUCGACAAGAACUGGGUCCUGACGGCCGCCCACUGCCUGGAGAACAACCUGCGGUUCCGAGUUCGACUGGGCGACUACGAGCGUUUCCGUGACGAGGGCACGGAGGUGAUGCUUGGAGUGGUCAAGGCCUUCCGCCACCCCGACUAUGACAGUAACACGGUGGACAACGACAUCGCGCUCCUGCGCCUGGAAGGUCCGGCGCCUCUCUCCGAUUACAUUCUGCCUGCGUGCCUCCCCGGCCGGACGCUGGCCGAGCGCGUCCUCCACCGCAACGGGACCCCCACGGUGGUGACGGGCUGGGGCAAGGAAAGCGCGGACAGCCGGCGCUUCAGCUCAGCCCUCAAUGUCAUCCGCGUGCCGCUGGUGGACCGCGACGUGUGCGCAGCCCACAUGUCGCACAACAUCUCCGACAACGUGCUGUGCGGCGGAAUCCUGGGCAGCAGCGUGGACGCCUGCGAAGGUGACAGCGGCGGACCUAUGGUCACACUGCAUGCUGGCACCUGGUUUCUUCUGGGCCUGGUGUCCUGGGGCGAGGGAUGUGGCCGCCAAGACAAGCUGGGCAUCUAUACCAAGGUGUCCAACUACAACGAGUGGAUUGACAGCGUGCGCCAAGAGUGGGACAAAAGCACACACCCGCCUCAAUAAACUCCUCUAGGCUCAACACACCUCUUCACAUCUUUUUAACAACUCUUUCAGCACUAUCACCAAUGCUCGAUGUCCAGUCAUGUGGCAUCCAAUCAUCCUUCUAUUGUGAAUUUAUGCCUGAAAGGGACUAUAAUGUCUUUAAAUCCUCUUUAAUUAUAGGCAUGGCAAAGUCAAAGUCACCCGAUCUUGAAACAGUUCCAUCUACAUGUGCGCUACUUACGCUGUCACGUGCAAGUCCAAUAUUUUGUGAGUUUCAAUUGACAGAUAUAUCCAACAAUUCCUAUCUAUCAACUGACGGAUUUUUCCAUCAAUGGACUUGACGGAUAAUGUUGUCAAUGGAAUUGACAGUUAUUGUAGUCAAUGGAAUUGACAGAUGUGGUCGUCAAUUGGGCAUUGAUGGAUAGAGCCGAAUUGGCUGUCAAUUUUGAACAGACAUACAUUUGAAUUGACAGAUAUCAUAAAUGAAUUAAAGAUAAAAAGAAUAAUAUGCUUGAUUAAAAAAACAUUUUUUCAGCAUGUGAAAAUGAGCUUUGUUGUGCCUAUAUAAAGUUCUAUUUUGAAUCA